CGCUACGGUCACGUGGGCCUUGGUGUCAAAUGCUCCAAAGAAGUGGCCACUGUCAUCCGGGGGGCCAUCAUCUUGGCCAAGCUGUCUAUUGUGCCAGUCAGGRGGGGCUACUGGGGCAACAACAURGGCAAACCCCACACCGUGCCUUGCAAGGUCACCGGUCGAUGUGGCUCAGUUCUGGUGCGCCUCAUCCCUGCACCACGUGGUACUGGGAUCGUUUCUGCCCCAGUUCCCAAGAAGCUGCUGKUGAUGGCUGGCAUCGACGACUGCUACACCUCGGCCAGGGGCUGCACAGCUACAUUGGGCAACUUUGCCAAGGCCACUUUUGACGCCAUCUCCAAGACCUACAGCUAUCUGACCCCCYACCUCUGGAAGGAGACAGUCUUCACCAAAUCUCCAUAUCAGGAGUUUACCGACCACCUGGUGAAGACCCAUGCCACUCGAGUCUCUGUGCAGAGAACCCAGGCAGCCGCUGUGGCCACUACUUAAGAGGAAKCGCMUUUAAGAUGKAAAUGUUCAA
Molecule: messenger RNA, 520 nt
Organism: Anolis sagrei ordinatus
Lineage: Eukaryota; Metazoa; Chordata; Lepidosauria; Squamata; Anolidae
Source: RefSeq, a predicted model, not a curated record